CACCUAGAGGGAAUCAAGUGGGAGUGGAGGGGUGGGAAGCAGGCGGGAGUCUCUGGAGGGGGAGGAAAGGAGGAGGGACCGCGCUGCCCGAACUGCCCGGCCCUGUGGGCUCCGGACCUGCCCCGGUCUGUGCACUUGCUUGCACUUGGCCGCGGCUCCCGGAGGGUUGCUGCAGGUUGUGCUCCGCGGACCCAGGCUGCUGGAUGUCCUAGCCGCGUGGGCCGAGAUGAUCCUCGAGGAGAGUCCAGACGGCGAGGGAGGUGGCGAUGGGGGCUUCUUGGAGCAGCCGGCGGACGGGGAUAGCGUCCGAAAGGGCUGCAACCCCCUGGUCCAGACUCAGAGGAGCCGCUUACAGAACCACCGGGCCAGGAUCAACCAGCAGAUCAACAAGGAAAUGAGGAUGCGCACAGGGGCAGAGAAUCUAUUCAAAGCUACUACCAACCAUCGGGUCAAGGAGACCGUCGCCCUGGAACUGAGCUAUGUGAAUUCUAACCUGCAGCUGCUGAAAGAGGAGCUGGAGGAACUGAACAGUAGUGUGGAUGUGUACCAGAACGAGAGCGAAGGCAUCAGUGUCCCCAUGAUCCCACUGGGGCUGAAGGAGACCAAAGACUUGGAUCUGGCCACACCCCUGAGGGAGAUGAUUUCAGAACACUAUGGCGAGGACAGCGCCUCCUAUGAAGUGGAGAUCAAAAAGCUCAUGGACCUGAGGCAGGCCAUUCGAACUCCUAGCAGAAAUGAGGCCGGUUUGGAGCUCCUCAUGGAAUACUAUAACCAGCUAUAUUUCCUGGACAUUCGCUUCUUUUCUCCCAGUAGAAACCUUGGGGUCUUUUUCCACUGGUAUGACUCCCUCACUGGAGUCCCCUCCCACCAGAGGACCCUGGCCUUUGAGAAAGGGAGUAUCCUUUUUAACAUUGGUGCCCUUUAUACCCAGAUUGGGGCCCGGCAGGACCGGGGCACCAGGAAGGGCAUUGACUGUGCCAUUGAGGCCUUUCAGCGAGCGGCAGGUGCCUUUAACUACCUGAAGGAAAACUUCUCUAAUGCUCCGAGCUUGGAUAUGAGUAUGGCCUCUCUCUCCAUGCUGGUUCGGCUCAUGACUGCCCAGGUCCAGGAGUGCGUCUUUGAGCAGCUUACCCUGUCUGGGACCCCUCGAGAACCUCUCUCCCAGAUGAGACUUGCCCAGGAAGCAGCCCGGGUGGAGGACGUGUACUCCCUCGUGUACCAGACCAUGGUCCAGCCUCCGGUCAGAGACUACGUGCCCUUCUCCUGGACCACCAUGGUGAAUGUCAAGGCCAAACACUUCCGAGGCCUGUCCCACUACUAUGCUGCCAUUGCCCUCUGUGAUGGGCCCGUUGUAGCAGACUCUGAGAUUCCCAAAUACGAGAAAGCUUUUCUCCAGUUCCACGUCACGGUGCCAGAGGGCCCUUCGCUGCCCGUUCUCCUUCAGGACUCAGAGGAGCGGAGAAAGCUCGCGAAGGCGCACCUGCGGAAGGCCAUGAUGAAUCAUGAAGAAGCCCUGCGUCUCCACGCGGUCUGCCGCAUCCUCCGAAAGAUGGACCUGCUUCAGGAGGUCGUGUCCCUGGCUCACAGAUGCUCCCUGGCCAAGUACUCGGAGAUCGACCAUGAGGAUGACUUCUUUGAGACUGCCGAAGCCCCUGAGGUCCACCCCAAGACUCACCAGAAGCCAGAGAUAAAGACGCCCAACUUCUCCCAGGUGAAAGUGACGGACAUCUUCCAUCGCUUGGGGCCCCUCUCCGUGUUCUCUGCCAAGAACCAGUGGCGACUGAAGGGACCCAUACUCCUGACUCGAGGGGAAGGUGGCUUUGGAUUCACUCUCAGGGGAGAUUCUCCUGUUCUCAUUGCAGCUGUAAUCCCUGGGGGCCGGGCUGAGGCAGCUGGACUGAAGGAGGGGGAUUACAUUGUCUCCGUGAAUGGGGAGCCCUGCAAGUGGGGGAAGCACUCGGAGGUCGUGGCCCUGCUGACGGGUGUGGGAGAGGAAGGUGUGGCUGUCCAGGUGGUCACACCCCAGCGGGAGGAGCCGCUUGGUCUGGUGGAGAAGAAGGCGACUACCUUGUCCUCAGUUGGACUCUUGCGCAGUGACAAGGAAAAUGGUGGACAAGCUACCUUGCCUGGGCCCCUCCUUGGCUGGAACAAGAAGGCUAAGCGGGGUCAGGGUCUGAGGCGGCUCCAGCCUUUCUCCCCCUCAGCAGACAACACACCGGCUUCCCGCUGAGCACCUGCCCUGGGACAUCUCCCUUGGCCCUCUCUAAGGGGCUGGUGACCAGAGGCCAGAAGUAUUCCCUGUCCUGGCUUGGGAAAGUCGGAGAGACAGCUAACUUCUGGCUAGUAAUGGGAAUGGGGCCUGAGGAUUUAUUUCCCCAAUAAGGCUCAGACAGCCCCUGUAGAACCUCAGGGCUGUUGGUGGAUGACCCAGGUUUCUUUUCCAGCUCCAUUCCCCACUAGGAGUGUUGGAGGUGGGAAGAGGUCCCAGCUCUUCCUCUAAACCUUGUAAACUUUAAAGCACUAGAGAAAUGAGCCCUGUUCUUACUAUUCUCCUGAGACUUGGUGAUAUAGUAGAGCUAAAACUCGCACUUGUAGUCAACAGAUUGGGAUUCACAUCCUGGCUAUGGCCCUUGAGUAAGUCAUUUCCCCUAUUCAACCUCAGUGUCCUUAAGUGCUAUAGAAAUGGAAAGGGCUGCUCCCAUUGGCCUGGAUUAGUGAAAGCUCUUAUUUCUGUAGCAUGUUAGAAUAUACAAAGCACUUUCCUGAGAAGGGAGUCCUACAAUUAUUUUCUGUUUUUACAAAGAACAAAAACUGGGGUCGAGAAAGAAGUUACUUGCUCAGUUAUCCGUUCAGUAACAAAAAUUGAAACUUAAAAACUUUGGUCUUCUGAUUCCAAGUUCAGGGUCUGUGCCUCUGCCCUGAGAUGCUCAUCUCCGGGAUGAGACAGGCCACAGUUGUGGGGACUGCUCCCCCCCCACCAGCUGCCAUCCUCCCAAGGAGGAGUAGGAUUUCUCUUCCUCCUCCUCCUCCUCUUCUUCCUCCUCUUCCUCCUCUUCCUCCUCCUCCCACAGGUUCAUCCUCACAGACCCUACCAAGAUAAGAGAUGGCAGGUCCCUUGUCCUUUUGGGUAUUUAUUGAAGACCCAAAAGAAGGGUUUUUAGUGAACCUGGAGUUCUGUUCUGUAGUUUUGCAGGAGAGGAAACAGAUCCAAGACAGGUGACAUGGUGAAUCAGAGGCGGAUGUAGAAGUGGGACCCAGAUCUCCUGGUGUUCUGCAACUACUUACAUUAACAGAAAAAUGUGUCCAAUAAACUAGGAGUAGGGCAGGACAGUGAGAUGGACCCUGAUUCUGGGCAGGUCAGCUCUCUCAGCUUCAGUUUCCCCCUCUGAGAAAUGAGAUUAGAAUUCUUCAUCUCUAAGGACCCAAGGAGUCUUGAGUUCUCAGGGAUAGAGCCUGCUCCCCUCAAUCCAUACUCUGCUCUAUCUUGCAAAACUUAGCUCAGGUAUCUCCACUAAGAAGCCUUCCAUACCCGUUUGAAGUGACAUUCCCUCCUCGGAUUUCAGUCCUUGACCUGGUCUCCAUUACAUGUCAUUGUCUCACUCAUUUCUGUAGAAGCAGUGUCCUUUCAGCUGAACUCCUGGAAGGCAGAGACCCGAGUAGUAGGCACUUAAUAAAUGUUUGAGUCAAAUGGAA
Messenger RNA from Antechinus flavipes (yellow-footed antechinus), 3693 nucleotides. RefSeq names its product rhophilin Rho GTPase binding protein 1 (gene RHPN1). The transcript has 15 exons. The record is from RefSeq and is a predicted model, not a curated record. The coding region runs from base 227 to 2230 and encodes 667 amino acids. Gene Ontology annotation, biological process: signal transduction; negative regulation of stress fiber assembly. NCBI's taxonomy places the organism in Eukaryota, Metazoa, Chordata, Mammalia, Dasyuromorphia, Dasyuridae. Gene Ontology annotation, molecular function: protein binding.